Messenger RNA from Esox lucius (northern pike), 2494 nucleotides. RefSeq names its product checkpoint kinase 2 (gene chek2). Gene Ontology annotation, cellular component: nucleus; cytoplasm. NCBI's taxonomy places the organism in Eukaryota, Metazoa, Chordata, Actinopteri, Esociformes, Esocidae. Gene Ontology annotation, biological process: mitotic DNA damage checkpoint signaling; protein phosphorylation. Gene Ontology annotation, molecular function: ATP binding; protein serine/threonine kinase activity; protein binding. The transcript is spliced from 14 exons. The record is from RefSeq and is a predicted model, not a curated record. Bases 371 to 1876 code for a protein of 501 amino acids.
GAGCCCUACCACUACACUGCCUGGCCAGGCAGUAGAGGAAUGGUGUUAUGCAGUUUAUUUCCAUCUCCCUCUAAGAAUGCGUGUACCUGAGCGGGACUUCUCACUGGCAACUGUUUUGUGGUUGGGACAGAGGGCUGGGGUGAGCCGAACGGGGUACUCAGACUGGAUCAAGUUCAGUGGGCGCGUCUUCGAGUGGGAUGUCUCGUUUAAUAGGACUAUCUUAACUUCUCACUGGCUACGUCUUUAGGUGACGUAGCUUAGAAGGAAAAUCAAAUGUUUCCCAUGAGUCUUUAGAGCUCCGAUUGUCCCGGUAGAUGCUCCAUGUGUCAUUACGAAUUUGAAAUUUUGAUUCAGGAUAAAAAAACUGACCAUGUCCCAGGAGAAGCCAGUUGAUGGCAGCCAGACCCAGACCCAGUCGCAGCCCCAGACCCAGUCGCAGAGUGGCUCCAGUUCUUCCUCUGCUCCAGGCUCCAGCAGCCAGUCAUCCUCUGGGUCGGGGACAUUCAGCUCAGUGGACACCAUCCCAGUGAAGGACCUGGGCUCCAUACCAGAGGAGCCUGAGCAACAGCCCUGGGGUCGUCUGCUGCCCAUGCAGAGAGGCUUCAGAGCCCAUGACUGCAUUGAGGAUGAUGCUUGGUUUGGCCGGGACAGUAAAUGUAAUCAUUGUUUUGAUGACCCCAUCCUGAAGAAAUCACCCAGAUUUGCGACAUACAGCAAAAAACAUUUCCGGAUAUUUAGAGAGCAGAAUAAUGUCUAUGUAUUUGACAACAGUGGCAAUGGCACGUUUGUUGACGGUAAAAUUAUUGGGAAAGGAAAAACUUUACCACUAGCAAACAAUGCAGUGUUGUCCCUUGCUGAGGAACAUCACAAAGUGUUUGUGUUCAUUGAUCUCAUGGUGGAUGAACAGUCCAACCUCCCCAAAGAGUUCAGUGAUAAAUACCUGAUCACCAGAAAGAUUGGCGCUGGUGUGUGUGGGGAAGUGAAGCUGGCCUUUGAGAGGGAAACUUGCAAAAAGGUGGCUGUGAAGACCAUUAACAAGAAGGAUUUUCCAGCAUCUAUUGGUACUGCCACGCGUAAUGCAGAACGCGAGAUCAAGAUCCUCCAAAAGAUUGACCAUCCAUGUCUGAUCAAAACAGAAGAUUUCUUCCAAACCGAUGACUCCUACUACAUUGUUUUAGAGCUCAUGGAAGGUGGAGAACUCUUUGACAGAGUCAAAAGCAAGCAUCAGAUUGAGGAGCCAAUUGCCAAGCUCUAUUUUUACCAGAUGUUAAAAGCAGUAGAGUACCUUCACGACAAUGGCAUCAUCCACAGGGACCUUAAACCUGAAAAUGUGUUGCUUUCAUCUCACGAUGAUGUCUGUGUCAUUAAGAUCACAGAUUUCAAUCAGUCCAAGAUAUUGGAGGAGUCUUCCCUAAUGAGGACCCUUUGUGGAACACCCACAUACCUGGCACCUGAGGUUUUCACUGACGCCAUCACCGUGGGCUACAGCAGGGCUGUAGAUGCCUGGAGUUUAGGGGUUGUCCUGUUUGUGUGCUUGUCUGGCUACCCCCCAUUCCACCCCAAUGCACGAACAGGGUUGUCUGUCAGGGAUCAGAUCAUUCAAGGGAUUUAUACGUUCAUUCCAAGCAAAUGGGAUAACAUCUCCGAUGACGCCAAAGAUAUAGUGAAGAGGCUCCUUCUUGUUGACCCCAAGGCCCGUCUCACUAUUGAGGAGGCCUUGCAGCAUCCUUGGCUAAUGGAUGAUGCCAUGAGGAAGACGGCUAAAAGCAUCAUGUACCCUAAGGUUUCUGGAGAUGCCAAAAGAUCACGAGAAGACGAUGACGACAAUGAGCAGCCGCCAGCGAAGAAGCCAGGCACAUCCAAAAAGGCAACAUGAGUCACGGUCCUCCCAUCAGUUUUCCAAUUAGGCCUACAGCACAUCUACCACUACAGUAUCUUCUAUAACAUUUCAUUGGGUGCAUUUACAUGCGUGCUGAUUAAGAUCUUAAAGGGAUGUUAGGGUUUCUUUAUACAAUUCCUGUAAAUAAAUGUUUUAUGCAUUUGCAUGAAUUUUAAACAAGUUGCUAUUUUGUUUUUCUGCACGUAUGUUAAAAAAAUCUUAUUUACAGCAAUGACCAAUUAGUGUUUAGUGUCUUACUCAGGGACAGCUUUUAACAUGAGUGUCUAAGAGGUGCACCACCUUCCAUCUCAAUGGUGCAGGUACAUGUAGGUCUCUAGAGCCCAAAUCCAGAACUUUUCCUUUAAACAGAUUAUGGAAGUAAGCAUAAGUGAAACGUUCACGCUGAUUAAAACACCUGGUUUUCUGAGUAAUCUUUUGAACCAUCACAUUACUGUGUAAUGUUACAUAUAACCAUGCCCAUAUUGUCCCUGCUCAAGAUGUUGGAAACUUGAUAUGUAAUUGAUUACUGUUGUUUUAACUGAUGUGCUUUGUCUACUAGAUUUGUAAAUUAUUUUUGUACAGCUAAUGUUGAAUAAACAAACGUUUUUCACUGUG